AUUCACCCCGCAGCGAUAGCAGCGGAUCUGGCAGUGAACGGUCCCUGCGUUGGCCUCCGGCAGGCACCCGCCGGGGGCAGGAAGCUGGCUGUAAAACAUUGACUAAGAGGAAAAGCUGACUUUUGCCAAGCAAAGGUGAGUCAGCCCCACAGCAUGGAACCACAGGUUACUCUAAAUGUGACUUUUAAAAAUGAAACUCAAAGCUUUCUGGUUUCUGAUCCAGAAAAUACAACCUGGGCUGAUGUGGAAGCUAUGGUAAAAGUCUCAUUUGAUUUGAACACUAUUCAAAUAAAAUACCUGGAUGAGGAAAAUGAAGAGGUAUCCAUCAAUAGUCAAGGAGAAUAUGAAGAAGCGCUUAAGAUGGCAGUUAAGCAGGGAAACCAACUGCAGAUGCAAGUACAUGAAGGGCACCAUGUUGUUGAUGAAGCCCCACGCCCAGUUGUAGCAGAAAAACGACUAACUGCCAGAGCAGGGAAGAAGCCACUUGCACAUUAUUCUUCACUGGUAAGAGUCUUAGGAUCAGACAUGAAGACUCCAGAGGAACCUGCAGCACAGUUGUUUCCACUUGCUUCAUGUGACAUAGACCAGCCUCAAGACAAGCCCCCAGACUGGUUCACAAGCUACCUGGAGACAUUCAGAGAGCAAGUGGUUAAAGAAACGGUUGAGAAGCUUGAACAGAAAUUACGUGAGAAGCUUGUCCUCCAGAACCCACCCUUGGGUUCCUGUCCCUCAGAAGUCUCAAUGCCUAUUUCAGAGGAAACACUGUUUUUGCCAGAAAACCAGUUCAGCUGGCAUAUUGCUUGCAGCAGCUGCCAAAGACGGAUCGUUGGUGUGCGCUACCAGUGUAGCCUAUGCCCAUCCUACAAUAUCUGUGAGAAUUGUGAAGCAGGGCCAUAUGCCCAUGACACUAACCAUGUCCUAAUGAAGUUGCGGAGACCAAUUGUGGGUCCCUCUGAACCAUUCUCUCACUCAAAGUACUCUACUCCUCGUCUCCCUGCUGCUCUGGAACAAGUCAGGCUCCAGAAACAGGUUGAUAAGAACUUUCUUAAAGCAGAAAAGCAAAGGUUGCGAGCUGAGAAGAAACAGCGUAAAGCAGAGGUCAAGGAACUUAAAAAGCAGCUUAAACUCCACAGGAAGAUUCAUCUGUGGAAUUCCAUCCAUGGACUCCAGAGCCCCAAGGCUGCUUUGGGCCGACCUGAGAGUUUGCUCCAGUCUCAUACCCUGAUGCUCCCUUUGCAGCCCUGUGCCCCAGUUAUGCCAACACUCAGCGCAGCAUUUGUGGAUGAGAAUUUGCCUGAUGGGACUCACCUUCAGCCAGGAACCAAGUUUAUCAAACAUUGGAGGAUGAAAAAUACGGGAAAUGUAAAAUGGAGUGCAGACACUAAGCUCAAGUUCAUGUGGGGAAACCUGACUUUGGCUUCUACAGAAAAGAAGGAUGUUUUCGUUCCCUGCCUGAAGGCCGGCCACGUGGGAGUUGUGUCUGUGGAGUUCAUUGCUCCAGCCUUGGAGGGAACAUACACUUCCCAUUGGCGUCUUUCUCACAAAGGCCAACAGUUUGGGCCUCGGGUCUGGUGCAGUAUCAUAGUAGAUCCUUUCCCCUCCACAGAGAGCCCUGAUGACAUUGAAAAGGGCUUGAUAAGCUCAGGCAAAGCUGAUGAUCUCACCUGCCAGCAAGAGGAAACUUUUCUUCUGUCUAAAGAAGAAAUUCAGUUUGGUAAAGCCACUGAGCAGAUGGAAGGGACAGGAACUUGCAUCCCAGAGAAGACAAAAAAUGUUGCCAGCGAGAGGGAGCUCUACAUCCCAUCUGUGGACCUUCUGACUGCCCAGGACCUGCUGUCCUUUGAGCUUUUGGAUAUAAACAUUGUCCAAGAGUUGGAGAGAGUGCCCCACAACACUCCUGUGGAUAUGACUCCCUGCAUGUCUCCUCUGCCACAUGACAGUCCUUUAAUAGAGAAGCCAGUCUUGGGGCAGAUACAGGAAGAGAGUGAAGGGGCAGGAUUUAAAGUACUUCCUGAUUCGACAGUGUCAGUAAAGAGGAAGGCUGAGAACACUGCUUCAGUGGAGGAAGCAGAAGACCUGAGUGGGACCCAGUUUGUGUGUGAGACUGUAAUCCGAUCCCUUACCUUGGAUGCUGCCCCUGAUCACAACCCCCCUUGCAGACAGAAGUCCCUGCAGAUGAAAUUUGCCUUGCAUGAAGAGAGACCACUUGAAGAUGAGAGGGAGGAGAUUAUCCAUAUCACUGAGGAAGAAGUUGUGGAGGAGGAGGAGGAGGAGGAGGAGUUCAAAGAUGAAGUUCAGAGUCAGUCCUCUGCUUCCUCAGAGGAUUACAUCAUCAUCCUGCCUGAGUGCUUUGAUACCAGCCGCCCCCUGGGGGACUCCAUGUACAGCUCUGCACUCUCGCAGCCAGGCUUGGAGCGAGGGGCUGAAGGCGAGCGUGGGGUUGAGGCUGGGCAGGAACCAGCCAGAGCUGAGGAGAGACUCCCUGGAGGGGAGAAGCAGCCACAGGAGCACAGCAUCAGUGACAUCCUCAUGACCUCACAGACUCUGGAAAUGGUGCCCCUUAUCCCAGAGGUGGUGGGGCUUCCACCACCGCUGCCCAGGACCCCUUGUGUACAGCAUCAUGGUUCCCCAGAAGUGGAUUUACCAGUUAACAUACCAGAAGUUUCUUCAAUCCCUGAUCAGAGCAGAGGAGAGCCCAGAGGCUCAUCAGGACUUGUAAACAGCAGACAGAAGAGCUAUGACCACUCAAGGCACCACCAUGGUAACAGCAUUGCUGGAGGACUGAUGAAGGGGGCUUUGUCUGUUGCUGCCUCUGCAUACAAGGCCCUGUUUGCUGGGCCACCAGUCACUGCACAGCCAGUAGUUUCCGAAGAUCAGACAGCAGCCCUGAUGGCCCAUCUCUUUGAAAUGGGAUUCUGUGACAGGCAGCUGAACCUAAGGCUGCUGAAGAAACACAAUUACAACAUCCUGCAGGUUGUGACAGAACUCCUUCAGGUCAACAACAAUGACUGGUACAGCCACCGCUAUUGAAGAGAGCGACCUUGUAUUAAAUAACUGCCAGCUGCUCAGAGA
Molecule: messenger RNA, 3072 nt
Organism: Galeopterus variegatus (Sunda flying lemur)
Lineage: Eukaryota; Metazoa; Chordata; Mammalia; Dermoptera; Cynocephalidae
Gene: NBR1
Product: neighbor of BRCA1 gene 1
Exons: 22
Coding region: 154-3030 (958 amino acids)
Biological process (GO): macroautophagy
Cellular component (GO): phagophore assembly site
Molecular function (GO): zinc ion binding; ubiquitin binding
Source: RefSeq, a predicted model, not a curated record